Messenger RNA from Lingula anatina, 1353 nucleotides. Its product is annotated as eukaryotic translation elongation factor 1 epsilon-1. Gene Ontology annotation, biological process: positive regulation of DNA damage response, signal transduction by p53 class mediator. The record is from RefSeq and is a predicted model, not a curated record. NCBI's taxonomy places the organism in Eukaryota, Metazoa, Brachiopoda, Lingulata, Lingulida, Lingulidae. Gene Ontology annotation, cellular component: nucleus; cytoplasm; aminoacyl-tRNA synthetase multienzyme complex.
UUUCCGGUAACAUGGCAGGCAUGAAGACUGACAUAGAAGUGUUAGCGGCAUAUUUAGGCCAUUCAUCAGUAGAUGUGGACAUCGAUGAUAAGCAGAAGGUUCCUCUUCUUGGUGUUGAUGGUGGCUUCAAGUUGAGGGGGUUUGGAACAAUAUGCAAAUAUUUGGCUAAACAAGCAAAGAGGCUUGAUUUAUUAGGAAACCAGCCAGAAGCCCAGGCAGCUGUUAGCCAGUGGCUGGAGUAUAGAAUAACACAAGUUGACAGGUGUGGCACUGAUAAGGACAAACAGUGUAUACUGGAGGAUAUCAAUAGGUUUUUACAAAAAAGAGUAUAUUUGGUAGAAUACCAGCCAACAUUAGCAGAUCUUCUUUUGUAUUAUAGUUUACACAGUGUGAUGACUGAGCUUACCUUUUUGGAAAAACAGAAACUUAUGCACCUUUCCAGAUGGUUUAAUCAGGUCCAGCAUCUUCCCGGCAUUUACCAGACAUUGCCAGUUGUCCCCUUUCAGAGGAACAGGAUAUAUGGCCACAAUGCACACUGAUAAAGGGAAGAACAGGCUCACAAAUUCCAUGGACAUUUCAAUUUUUAGACAAAGAACAUAUCAAUUUUGUGAUUUUCAUACAAGGUGGCAUGGGCUGCAUAGGGAGCCAGUAUUUUAUACAUGAAUUCAUAUUUUUUGACUUCAUUGUGCUUGUUGCAUGUUAUGUAGGUGCUGUGCUGGUAUAUAACAAUACCAAGAAGUGUCACUUUGUGUAAUUAAAGAAUUUGAAAAUUAAUUAUGAAAAUCAUUGUGUUCCAGAAACACUGGGUUGAUUCAGAAACUCAAAAUUCAGCCUCUAGGAAGUUAAAUUUUGUUUUUAAAUUUGACAAGAAAACUAUAAUUCACUUUACCAUUUAAAGAUGACAAACUUAAUUGGUAUAUGUUACAAGGUGGUUGUAAGAUUUUUAGUCGAAGGGAUAUUGGUGGUGUUUUGCUGUAGGGACUGGACGCGCCACCUUGCCAUUGUGAAGAAGUUCAUGAUAGAGAUACACACGUUGUUCCAUUUGAUAGUUACUCAACAAAUACUCAGGUUUAUUAUACUACUACACAUAGUGCCAAUUUGACCAAGUUUUGUGAUAUUUAUGUGUCACAUACCAUGGAAAUAAUGAUCUUAGACUAAUGGGAAUCAUCUGAGAUCACCCCAAUCUAGGGACUUGGGUGUAAAAUCAAGCAAGAUUUUGAGGAAAGUGGGUUCAGAAAUAAAAGCAGAUUUGCAAAUGAAGUGCAGCAAAAAAUAAAAACUGGCAGACUUGGGGUGCUUUCCCAGAGAUUUAGAUCGAUCUAAAGAUUAAGUUUGUAAGAGUUUGUACUAAAA